This is a messenger RNA of Arachis ipaensis, 1741 nucleotides long. RefSeq names its product Tetratricopeptide repeat (TPR)-like superfamily protein. NCBI's taxonomy places the organism in Eukaryota, Viridiplantae, Streptophyta, Magnoliopsida, Fabales, Fabaceae. Gene Ontology annotation, cellular component: Cdc73/Paf1 complex. Gene Ontology annotation, molecular function: RNA polymerase II complex binding. The record is from RefSeq and is a predicted model, not a curated record. Gene Ontology annotation, biological process: regulation of DNA-templated transcription; transcription elongation by RNA polymerase II.
UUGAUAUAAGAAUAUCGAGAGAUUUAGUGUUUGUUUAUUUAUGGUAUGUAUGUCAUGGCGGUGUGCAGUGCAGUGUGCUGGAAACUUGAAUGAAGUGAGUGCAUUGAAACUUGAGAGAUAGGUGGCUGAUUAUGAAUAUGUGGACUAUGUCAGUGAGAAGCAGCGGAAUGUUUUGGUGUCAGUGUCAUUGUCACUGUAGAAGAAUACAUUGCUCCGAUUCGAAGCCAAGCCCACGCCGUGGUUUUGGCCUUGGAGAUAACAGCAGGAUUAAGACGAACAAAGGCGAAGCUGGGACUGGCAAGGACAGAGGUUUGGUGUCGAAGCAAAGUAGCAGGGGGUCAACAUCUCGUCCUCCAUCCACUCAGGCACCCGCACCACAGCUCGACGGCAAGUCUCGCAACGAUACUUUCGAUCUUGACUUUGAACAACGACUUCAAGCAGUUAGAAGGUCUGCCCUUGAACAAAAGAAAGCAGACGACGAAAAACAGUUUGGACCCAUUGACUAUGAUGCACCACCACCGCUAUCUUCGGACCAGAAGACAAUUGGCCUUGCUACCAAGAUUGGAGUAGGAGUAGCUGUUGCCGUCUUCGGUCUCGUUUUUGCUUUUGGAGAUUUUCUUCCUUCUGGAAGUCCCAAUGAAGACAGUGCCGUGGUGAGUAGUAAGCUGUCGGAAAAAGAGAAGGCCACUCUUCAGAGUAGACUUGAGGAAUUUGAAGCAAUAUUAAGGAACUCCCCAAGAGAUGCAACUGCUCUUGAAGGAGCUGCAGUAACUUUGGCAGAACUAGGGGAAUAUACAAGAGCUGCUUCUCUACUUGAUGUUUUAACAAAGGAAAAACCAAAUGAUGCUGAUGUUUUCCGUUUGCUUGGAGAAGUUAAGUAUGAACUCAAAGAUUAUGAAGGGAGUAUUGCUGCAUAUAAAAGUUCAGCAAUGGUUUCUAAGGAUAUUGAAUUUGAAGUUCUGCGAGGCCUUACUAAUUCAUUACUUGCUGCCAAAAAGCCAGACGAGGCUGUUCAAUUUCUUCUUUCCUGUCGUGAGCGUCUGAGUUCUGUAAAGGAAAGCGCAAAAUCUGAUAGCAGCCCAACAAACACAGGGAAGCUGGAUCCAGUCCAAGUUGAAUUACUUCUUGGGAAAGCCUAUUCCGAUUGGGGCCAUGUCAGUGAUGCUGUAGCUGUUUAUGAUCAGCUCAUAUCAACUUAUCCUGAUGAUUUCCGUGGAUACUUAGCUAAGGGAAUCAUCCUAAAAGAAAACAAAAAUAUUGGAGAUGCAGAGAGGAUGUUCAUACAGGCUCGGUUCUUUGCAUCAGAUAAAGCUAAAGUUCUUGUGGACCGUUAUGCAAGAUAAAACUUGGCAUUGGCUUUCAAAUCUAAAGGUGCUACUUUUUCUUUUCUUGCGCGCUUCUUUUUCAAUGUUGUCACCGUCGUCGCUGCCACUACUGCGAUCGUUGUUGUUGUUGCUGUCACCAUUGAUGUCUUCUUUUUCUUCUUGUUUAAUUUCUUCUCCUUCCCAUUCUCAUGUAUUAUCAUCAUUAUUGUUGUCUUCGUCUUCAUCUUUUAUAUAUGUUCAGAAAAUCAGUGCACAAAAAUUUUGAGGCACAAUACAUAAAUUUUAGUGCACAACAUAGAAAUUUUUAGUAUAUAACAAUUUUUUGAAAGACAACAUGUUCAGAACAUUGAUACUCAACUAACAAAAUAUGUAUAAUGCAAAACUUAGGUGCAAAAUAUACAAAUUUUGGUGUAGUA